GUUGAAAUCAGGUCAUGUAUCGACCCCAAAGACAUGAAUGCCUAAACGCGUAGGUAUAGGUGUCUCCGAGAUCCCGCAAUCCAGACUUAUAGGGACGGAGCACACAAGUUAUGCCCGACAAUUCAGUUACUCUGCGACGCAUCCUGUCUCUCCGGCAGCCUGUAUCAACAUAGUGGCAAGCAUGACCGAGCCAAAGAUCCUCGCCCGAGCGUGUCGCACGUGUCGGCACCGCAAGACCAAGUGCGAUAUCCAGAAGCCCCGGUGUGGGUCCUGCAUGGCACAUAACCGCCAGUGUGUCUAUUCCAUAGAGCCCCCUAAGAAAAGGCCGUCAAAUAUGUUGAUGAAUGCUCUAUUAGAGGAGAAAUUGACACUAGAGAGGUGUUUGGUCCAGCUUAAGUUAGCAACCCCAGAGGAACGUGACAAGAGGUUGGGAGCUAUUAUUGUCACCAAUGGAAAGGUAGACCUAUCUAGUUGCGCCGUCCCGGAGGCACAAGGUGGUCAAGCAGAUGUCGAACAGCCCCAUAAUCCCCACUCCAAGGGUUCGAAGGACAAUGAGGGGCAUCGGGAGACAGUUGGAUCAGAAGAUGACAGCUACCAACCCUCCAAUUAUCUUUCAGUCGACGAACGUGGAGAGGUCAAGGUUUACGGUCCCACGUCCGCGCUACACGGGUUGAGCCCCGACAACCCUAUGCAUCGGAGGAGCAGUCAGACCAAUGAGCCGCUCCGCCAUCAGCUCAUUGCCAACUCGUUACUAGAGCGGCAGAAGGAGUACCGCCUUUUGCAAAUGACCACCAUUGGUGAUGAGCCAGCCGAACUGGCGAUGCAUCUCCUCGACCUGCACUGGAAUCGGCAACAUCACACCUUCCUCCUAACAUAUCGACCGGCCAUCAUGCGGGAUCUGGUCACCGGCGGACCCCACUGCUCGCCCUUCCUCCUCAAUGCCAUCUUUGCCUGCGUGAGCAAGUUUUCGGACCGUCUAGAGGUGCGAGAUAUUGUGUCUGACCCAGAGACCAUUGGCCGGCGCUUCUUUACGCGGUGCGAAAACCUGCUCGCGAGCGAAUCCCUCCUCGGCACUUCAAGCAUUCCAACCAUUGUAGGGCUUCUCCUCCUUGGCUCAACAUUUAAUGCCCGGGGAAUGGCCUCAAAGGGUUGGCUGUAUACGGGCUACGCGUUGCGAAUGGUGUACGAUCUCGGUCUGCAUCUCGACUGCAAAGCUGUGGGUGGCAACGCCGAAGACGUCGAAAUCCGCCGACGCGUCUUUUGGGGCGCCUUCAUCUGUGACAAGCUGCAGAGCCUAUAUCUCGGUCGCCCUGUCACCUUUCAGCCCUGCGACGCACACGUUCCGCGCGACUUAUUAGAUACGAUGGAGGAGAACGAGCUCUGGACGCCUUAUGUAGACCCCAAAUCCCCCAAUAACCCGUCCAUGCCGCCGGUCGUGCCGACGCCGAUUCACUCCAUCUCCACCUUCCAACAGCUUUGCCUGCUCUCUAAGAUUAUGGCCAAAAUUAUCAACCUAUUCUAUGUCGUCGGCGCCACAGCCGACAACGCGCGCGCCCACUUACAAGGCGUCGAUGAUGCCCUCUCCGGCUGGUACGCCUCCCUCCCCCCACACCUUGUCUUCGAGCCCUGGGCUAAAGACCCACCCUCAUCCUCUCCAUCCCCCUCGCCAAACAUUAUGAUCCUACUCACUACGUACAACUCACUCGUGAUCCUUCUACAUCGGCCCUUCGUCUUUGGCCACCUACGACAGUCGUCGAUUCCCGCCAUGUCCUGGAAACGCUGCACUACAGCUGCGCGCAACAUAACCUCCAUCGCCUCGACGUACCAGGAGAAAUACACAAUGCGGCGUGCGCCAUACCUUCUAAGCUACACUGUGUAUGUGGCGUGCACAAUUCACACGCGGAACACGAUUGCGUCCGAAGGCACGCGAAGUGAGGAAAAUUUGAGUGCGCUGUUUGCGAGUUUGCGGUGCUUAGAUGAGUUGACGGUGCCGAAUUCGGGGGUGUUAAGCCCAGUAGGUAAUAUCAGGAGGCUGAUGGCGGCGAAUGGCAUUCCGAAUAUCCUUGAUAAUACGUGGGACGUGCAGACGCCCAACUCCCAGGAGCUGGAAGCUUUAUGUCAAAUGUUUCCACCCAUGUCGUCUAAUGCGGCAGAGAAUGUUAUGGGGCAGACAGGGAACAUGUACCUACCGCAUGGCUACGACGACUUUAAUGGCCUGAUGGAUAUGUAUAUGCCGAGCUUUAAUGGCGUGCUACUAGAUGCUGAGAAUAGUGGUAGGCAUGAGGCUGCGGGUUAAACUUUUUAUAUUUUUUUAUUCGAAUUCCAAUCUAAAAUCAGUGUGCGGCGAAUCACCCCCCGAAUACUAUUCGGCGAUCCGCCGAAUCAUUCAUAUUUUUGAGGUAUUCGCCGAAUCAUGACUCGAAUCUGAUUCGAGUCAUGAUUCGAAUCUUUGAGGCUGAAAUAGAGUGUAUGGAAUAUUGAAAACUACGAAAAAUAUUUAACUAUGCCUAAC
Messenger RNA from Pseudogymnoascus verrucosus, 2512 nucleotides. RefSeq lists its product as uncharacterized. The record is from RefSeq and is a predicted model, not a curated record. Gene Ontology annotation, molecular function: zinc ion binding; DNA-binding transcription factor activity, RNA polymerase II-specific; DNA binding. NCBI's taxonomy places the organism in Eukaryota, Fungi, Ascomycota, Leotiomycetes, Thelebolales, Thelebolaceae. The transcript is spliced from 3 exons. Gene Ontology annotation, biological process: DNA-templated transcription; regulation of DNA-templated transcription. The coding region runs from base 38 to 2296 and encodes 752 amino acids.